UCAUACUCGCACCCGUGGGAAACGAACCCACAACCCUGGCGUUGCAAGCGCCAUGCUCUACCAACUGAGCUACAUGGAGCACACUAGAAAGGUACAAGUCCUUGAAAGCUACAAUAAAAUGUUGACAUGCCACUCUUAGUCAAUAGCAUAUCCUGCAGCUGGACAGGGCAGAACAUGUAUUUCAAUGAUUUUUGUUAAGAAAAUAUAUAUCCGUUUCCCACAUCUGGCUACCAUCAUUUUGUUGGCGGUGACGUUGGUGUGUCACGAGCUCAUUGACAUGGCUAGCAGCUAAGCUUAGCAUUGUCUUCAAUUUAGUUAUCCACUGCUGGACUAAACAUUGAGCCUGAACUUACUCAUGGUCUCGCAAUAUCACAAUGAUCAGUUUAGCUACAGUAAAAGUAAGUUUGAACAAGUUGAUGUAUUAAAAGACAAUUCGGAUAUUAAAAUAAUAGGUAGAUAGCUAGCUACACCGAAAGUGUAAGCAACCUAGCUAUGACAGCGGGAGAUUCAUUCUCUAGCGCGAAGGGUAACGCGUUGGCUAGAUAGUUUGCUAGCUAACGUGUUAGCCAGUUUAGUUGAAUAGUCAUUCGAAGCGUUCCCGACGCUAGUAGUGAGACUGAGGGAGGAGGACGUCGCUUGCUAACGUUAGCUAGGAAUCUAGUCAAAGUUAGUAGCAAGCUAGCAAUUGCUAUUGCCUUGUGUGCUAGUUUAACUACGGUAAAACGGUAUCGUUACCUAGCCACCUGCUUGCUUGAUGUUUUACAUUGUUCGCUAGCCAAUUACUGUACCAGCAUUGAAAAUAUAUGGCAUGGUUAGCUUAGCUACUAGUUGUCUAGAUUUGAGAACAGCAACAGACCACAUCCACAUUGAGACUUCUGGAAAUCAGCUGACCGCUGCAGGCAGCCAAGGAUACCAGUGAUGGAUCAACUCAAAGUUAAGGACCGAAUAUUGGAAAACAUUUCGUUGUCUGUCAAGAAGUUGCAGAGUUACUUUGCUGCCUGUGAGGAUGAAACUCCAGCCAUCCGGAAUCAUGACCGGGUCCUACAGCGGCUGUGCGAGCACCUCGACCAUGCUCUGCUCUAUGGGCUGCAGGAUAUCUCCUCAGGUUACUGGGUCCUGGUUCUACACUUCACCCGCAGGGAAGCGGUCCGACAGAUAGACGAGCUCCAGCACAUAGCAACCAACCUUGGGCGAAGUCGUGCCUGGUUAUACCUAGCACUGAGUGAGAGCUCCUUAGAAAGCUACCUCCGUCUCUUCCAAGAGAACCAAGGAUUGCUGCAGAAGUAUUACUUCAAAAAUGCAUUGGUGUGCAGCCAUGAUCACCUCACGCUCUUCCUCACGUUGGUGUCAGGACUGGAGUUCAUUCGCUUUGACCUGGAGUUGGAUGUCCCCUACUUGGACGUGGCCCCCUACAUGCCGGAGUACUACAAGCCCCAGAACCUUUUGGACUUUGAGGAGCGUCUCCCAAGCUCGGACAGCCUGUCCCUGCACUCUUUCACCUCCACCAACCUGGAGUGGGACGACAGCGCCAUUGCCCCGUCCAGCGAAGAUUAUGAUUUUGGUGACAUCUUCCCCGUGUUGCAGCCAAGUGCAGACUGGGAAGACGGUGACCUCACCGACCCGGUCAGCUGUCCUCACUCCAGCGCCUCGGACCCUCAGACGGUCUUCAGUGAUUCUGUGAUUCUCCGGGCAGCCGCUGCCGUCAUCACCGUGAGGGGAACGCCGCCGCCUCCGCCCCGCAGCCCCACCUUCAGACACAACCCCUUCAACGAGUACUCGGACACCGACAUCACGCCCGUACACACGGCCAGCCGCCACCACGACACAGGGGACGACAUGGAGAGCACCAGCAACGAGCUAGAGGUUAUUAGAAUGGCCAGACGAAGGAAGCCAUCCAAGAAGCGCUGUGGCGUGAAAAGCUCCACGGUGAGCGGUGACCAGAACACAGUGGCCUUCGAGCAGGUGGAGGCAGACAACAGAGCCCAGGCUGGAUGUGAGGGAGAGGGACCGGACGGAGACACCUGGAGCCCCUCUGUGGGGUCGCCGCAGGGCUCAGGGGCCGAGGCGGUGAGGAGGAGGAGCAGGAGGGGAAAGGGGGAGGAGGAGGAGUCAGAGGGCCUCCUGCGGCUGCCGGAGAUGACCGACACCUCCAUGGACAGCGUUGGCCAGCCCCUACGUGACGUCAUGGACCGGCUCAACGGUGCUCUGGACGGGGGGAAGACCUGGGGGCGACCAGAUGGAGAGGAAGAAGAAGAAGAGGAGAAAACCCAACAGAGUUCCCUCCUCAGAAGGCCCUCCUCCGCCAGCCUUGAAGCCAAACCCCAGCCCCCGGGGCAGCAGCCCUUUCGAGGGGAUUCGAUGGGUGAGCCGCCUGACCCGGAAGCCAGGGUCCCCCCCCUGCUGCGCCCUGCUCUGGCCCCGAGUCCCAACUUCCUGCAGGCCCCCCCGGCUCCUGCAGACUUUUACUGCUUUACCCCCCACAGUCCAGACGCUGCUGCCCUGCGUAGUGGCCACCAUGACACUGCAGGGCAUGGCCAGCCGCAGGCUUUUCCUGGUGGCCAUGAAGUUGAGGCAGAAUCACCGCCAGGACAGGACCCCUCCCUAGAGGAGGAAGAGAGUGAUGUGGAGGAAAAGGAUGAGGCAGUGGUGGUUGAGAAUGGAUUGGCUGCUGGAGAAACUGAAGAGGAGACCGAAGAGGACAGGCUCAGUCCAACGGAAAACUCUCAUCCUGCAGAAUUCAAGGUGGACAACAAUCACCUGCUGCUGCUCAUGAUCCACGUCUUCAGAGAGAACGAGGAGCAGCUCUUCAAGAUGGUAAGGAUGAGCACGGGUCACAUGGAGGGGGACCUGCAGCCUCUCUACCUGCUGCUGACUGACUGUUACAUCUACCUGCUGAGGAAAGGUGCAGCAGAAAAGCCCUAUACAGUAGAGGACGCCAUCUCUUACAAUGAGUUGGACUAUGUCUCUGUGGGCUUGGACCAGCAGACGUUCACGCUGGUGUGCACCAACAGAAGACGCCAGUUCCUCCUGGACACGGCUGACUCAUCGCUGACUGUCUGGUUUUUGGCAGCCCUGACGUCAGCCAUGAUAAAGGGGUGCAGGGAGCCCCCCUACCCCUCUGUGCUGACUGACGCCACCAUGGAGAAACUGGCCCUCACCAAAUUUGUCUCCCAGGAGUCUCACUGUGAGGUGUCUCAAGUGAUCAUCCGCCUCUAUUCUUUGGUCCACUGGGAGGACCCGAUGGAUGUGACUCUUGCCACCCAGACAGUCCUGGUGGGUGCUGGGGACUCCUCCAGCACUAAAGAGGGCCCCCUACUCUACAGAGCAUGCACCACCUACCUGGGCAAGGAGCUGUGGAAGAGCUGUUACCUUGUACUGAGCAAAGGGGUUCUGUACCAGUAUACAGAGAAGACUGAUGGGACACCACUGAUGUCCAUCACUAUGGGGGGUGAGCACUGCGGAGGUUGCCGGCGCUCCAACAGCACAGAGCAGCCUCAUGCCUUCCAGGUGAUCCUGACAGAGCGGCCUCCUCUGGAGCUGAGCGCCGACAAUGAGGGAGACAUGGCCGACUGGAUGCUGGUGCUCUGCCAGUCCGUCUCCAAAGGGGUGAGGGUGAUCCCCCAGGGUGUGGCCCCCACACCGUGUAUCCCUUGUUGCCUGGUGGUGACGGACAGGAAGAUGCUGACAUGCCACCAGGACUGCCAGACCAGCUUCUUCCGCUCGCUGGGCGGAGCUGAGCUCUCUGACGUCACUGCUGUCAGCCUGGAGGACGACAAGGAGUACUGUGUUGUUGAGUUCGCAGUGGACAGGACUCAGUUCCUGCCUCCCUGGGUGCUGUACUUCAGCGGCUGCGAGGAGAGAGACCGCCUACUCGAGGCGCUAGAGAGUGCCUGGAGAGACAUUUUCCAGGUGUGUCUGCCUCGUAGGAGGGUGUCAGAGCCGUCGGUGCAGAAGCGUUGUGGCGAGGCCUUGGCUCUGAUGAGGAGCGCCUGGCAGAGGAGUGACAGCCUGGCCCGGGGACGUGCCCAGAGAGAGCCCUGGUGCUGACAGAGAGACAGACAGGUGGAUGGACAGAUAGGACAAAAGGCUUUCACUACCACUCCUAUUCCUACUUCACACAUCAGGGUCGUAGUCAAUCGCAUUCAAAUGUUGUCAAUUCUGGAAGUGAAUAGAAAAUGUACCAUUAUUUUCUAUGUGGAUUUUUUCAAUUGUCAAAUUGAAUUUCUACUGGGUGACUGAGUUUGAAUGGAAUUCACACCGAGCCUGUUACAUAUAAUUAUGACAACAGCCAUAUAGAUAGAGGGAAACACACACUCCGUUGUGCGUACAUUAUCAAGAGUAUACGGUAAGUUAAGCAUACGAGGACGUGUCUUCAUGGGAUGUUGCGAGACAGAAUCUCAGUUCACACUCCUGGACAUGCACAAAUAUGUAUGUAGGGCUGUGACAGUCAUGGCAUUUUGGAUGACGGUUAUUGGUCAGCCAAAUGACCGCGGUCAAAAAAAAGGUGUAUAUAAAAAAUAAAAAAACAUUUUCUCCUCUGCUCCUGACUGCAUGUGCUGCUGCUGCAAGGGGGGGGGUCGUUGCCUAGGCAACUAAAGACUUGGUUGCUACAACACCUUGGCCUGUUUCAGCAAGGCAUAACAAAGUUUAAUCACGUUGUAAAGAGUCCAUGUUACCGCUGAAACGGACUCAACUGCACAGAUGCCUGCGGUCUUCAGUCAGCUGUUCAUUCAACAAAAUAAAUACAUAUAUAUUUCUUUACCGUUAUUUUAUUUUCAUGACGGUCUUCAUCCAUAAUCGUCUGUUACACGAUUACACGGUAGUUGUGCCAGCCCUAUAUGUAUUUAUGUUCUGCUUGACUUUCCUCUUGUCGUCGAGUCGGCCGUUAGGGGAGGAGGUACACUCGUUAUAAAAUAAGACUCACAUAUGAGGUUCUUUUGAACCUUAACUUAUGAAUACCUCAAACAAAACCCUUCUCUCCCAUGCAUAGGUUUUGAUAGUUAAUUUUCGGUCACUUGAAGUGGAUUCACUAUUAGUUACAGCACUCUUCUAUUGCCUUUGUCGGCCAUCUUGGUUUACAAUUGGGUUUUCCACCUUUUUGUUAUGUCGGGUUGGAUGGUCAAAGUCAGUAUUAAAGUAUCAGAGCGGGGAAUGGUCAAACCUAGCAUGGAUACACUUUUAACAAGAAGGAUGAGAGUAGAGCGUAACUUGCUGUUGAAUGUGAGAUUGCACAUUUGCUUUUGGGUUUCGGCCGUGGUGAUUUUGUUUGAAGGUACAGAUAAGUUCAUUGGGGUUCUGUGUGAAGUUCAUGUUCAGUGCUGCUUUUAAAUCUAAGCACAAAUGGGAGCAAAUAGUUGUUAAUUUGUAACACGACUUGUUAUGUGAGUCUAAUUGUAUAACAUUUAUAAAGGGGGAUAUGUUUGGUUUGUUAUAGUCAUUUGGCACAGACCUCUAUCCUCUAUGAGGGGAGUGUCUGUCAUUGCAUUUGAUGUGUUGCGUAUGGCCUGGUCAAGAUGUGGGAUAUGUCAAUGUUAGUGUGUUCUACGACAGGUGGAGGUGUCAGUGCAUCCCUACUUUAUUACACACCCUGUAGUUUUAAUGUUGCUAUGGAAGCUCUGUUGAGCAAUGACAGACCAUUGCUUUUAGUGCAGUAGUUAUAGUACAACCAGUCCAUAUGCAUUAGUAAAUGAAGAAAAAUCCGGUUGACUAGAGAUGACACUACUUUAUUCAAAUGACUUGUAUUCGCAUUAAUCCAAUUUACCGUUAAAGAAUGUAUCCCCUACCUCAUACAUAAUUAAGUGCAAAACAUCCUCACAUUUGUUUGACAAUGUAGCUAAUUAUUUAUGUAGACGUGCAAUAUCAAAGUAAGAUUUUUGUUGCUGUUGACACGGGGAAUUUAUCCAAUGCCAUGGCUAUCCUGGAAUUGCUCAAGUGCAGAAUGAUGCUAAAACUUUGUGUUACUUUAAAAUGUAUGGCAAACAGAAAACCAAUGAUUGCAAAGUUAAACAAACCAUACAACUCUAUGCACUAGGACUACUUUUAACAGUUUCCACAGAACAUUUGACAAAAACACAUACUUGAACAGUAAAUGUAAAUGUGUUUCUGUCAAAUUUUCAAUUAACAUUUUUAAAAGUCGUCGUUGAGCAUAGAGUUUUAUGGUUUGUUUAAUUUGGCAGUCAUUGGUUUUUGUUUACCAUAGAUUUUUAAGGUGAAAAAUCUGAGUCUCAGGAUCACUCUGUUACUGAGGAAUUUCCCUCAAUCAUCAGGAGAAGGUUUCUGGAGGCUUUCAGUUUCAUUGCCUGUUGCUCCUAAUAAUCAUGUGGCCUUUUUCAUUACCUUAAUUUGAUUGGAGAUAAUGGCCUCAGGCCCAAUUUUGACCAAAUAAAGCACUAUUCUUGAAUGUGGCCUUAUACUGCUGCUGGGUUCUAAUCGAACAUGGUUAACUAUCAGUGAAAUUAAUUCGCAGGUUUGUGAAUACACACUCAAUGUGUGUGUUCCCUGUCUUCCAUUUGCAUUAUAGGAAUAGGCGUAAUCACUAAACAUUUUCUCUGCUUUGAGCAUUUUAAGUGCCACGUGGUCUUGCCUCUAUUCUGCUGUUUCUGUAGGCGUGGGAAGCCGACAUCCCAGAAUUUUGCAUCAGGUUAGAAAUGGUCAAAUUUAUUGAAAUGUAGUAGCCUAGAUCCCAUGCAAAAAAGACCCAACACCUCAAGCCAGGGAAACCAUGUCCUCCAUUUUAGUUUCAACUGACUUCUGUCAUUCUUUAUCCCCUUUCUUUUGUUGGUACUUAUCCCUUAGUUUUCUAAGCAGUGGCGUUCGAGAGCACACUAGAAGUAAGAAUGUUAAAGUCUGAUCUGGAGAAAUGUACAAUUGCGAUACAUAUAAGUAUUUGAAAAGUUUGUCAAUAUUUGAUUGAGGAAAGGAAAUAUGAAGGAUCUUGGAAUCAUAUCCAGAGUUAAGUGAAGUUUGUCCUUAUGAACAGUAAUUUAAAUGUUGGACAUUGCUGGCCAAUGGUGGAUUACAUCUUUUGAUUGACUACUUAGUUUUUACAUUUGUUUUUAUAUCUAUAUAUAUAUUGUAUUAUGUUUAGCUGUCUUUUUUUUAUUUGAAAUGUAUAAAACGAUAAUGGGAUUACUCUAUUGUAUGCUAACCCGUGAUCACACUAAAACCUGCAUGUAUUGAGUGUUUUUAUAUUGCUGAUAACGAAUGUACAAAAAAAACUUGUGAAUAGGACAACAUGAAUAAAAAAAAUUCAAACCAUA
Messenger RNA from Coregonus clupeaformis (lake whitefish), 7259 nucleotides. It is a transcript of the gene plekhm2, whose product is annotated as pleckstrin homology domain containing, family M (with RUN domain) member 2. Lineage: Eukaryota; Metazoa; Chordata; Actinopteri; Salmoniformes; Salmonidae. The record is from RefSeq and is a predicted model, not a curated record. Gene Ontology annotation, molecular function: kinesin binding. Gene Ontology annotation, biological process: regulation of protein localization; lysosome localization; positive regulation of membrane tubulation. Gene Ontology annotation, cellular component: endosome membrane. The coding region runs from base 919 to 4047 and encodes 1042 amino acids. The transcript has 20 exons.